CUCGGCUGCUGAAUGAAAUCAGUCAUAGAUUUCUAGUAACAACCAAGAGGUUUAUUUCUCGAAUUAAAUUGUUACAUUACGGGACGAUAUUAUGGAGGCAUGUCUGAGUGCAAGCUGUGCUGCUGCAACGACAGGCGCUUCCACGUCUGUCUUCCUGCAACUAAUACAAAUGCUUCUAACCGCACAGUGCGGUUUGAGCAACAAGAGGAACUAUCCACCGGAUCGCUCGGAAGAAAUCGUGAAAAACAACAUCGAGUUCGACUUUGUCAUCGUAGGCGCCGGAAGUGCCGGAUCCGUAAUAGCCAAUCGUUUAACCGAGGUGGAAAACUGGAAGGUGUUACUGAUCGAGGCCGGAGACGAUCCUUCGCCUACCAGUGAUAUUCCCCUAAUGUUUCCGAAAUUGAUGUCGUCGCCGGAGGAUUAUUCCUACGAUACAGAACCCGAAAAACUCGCUUGCCACAGUAGCAAAAGCAAGAUGUGCAAAUGGCCCAAAGGCAAGGCUUUGGGCGGUAGCUCUACGAUAAACGCUAUGAUCUACCUUCUCGGCAACGAGGAAGACUACAACGAAUGGUCCCGGAUGGGUAACAAAGGCUGGAGCUACGAGGAGGUUCUGCCAUAUUUCAAAAAAUCGCAACACUACGGUCAUAGCGACAACCACGAGUGGAGAAGGAAGUACUGCGGCCACAGUGGGCCGUUGCAUAUCAGAGAUUUCAAUUAUACCGACAUAGAAAUGCACAAAAUGUUCACGAGCGCCUCUCGCGAAAUGAAUAUACCCACUCUAAAAACCGUUAACGGCGACGAAUAUAUCGGUUACGGCAAACUUCUAGGAACUUUGAAUGAGGGUCGUAGGAUAAGCACAGCAAAUGCCUACCUAUCGCCGAUCAAAGACAGAAGAAAUCUCUACGUGAUGAAAUCUACCCGAGCCGACGCAGUUCUUCUGAAUGGUACUCGGGCGAUCGGAGUACGCGCGACUCUGAAAGACGGCAGGUCGAUCGACGUGAAAGUAUCGAAGGAGGUGAUUCUCUCUGCCGGCAGUAUCGCCAGUCCACAACUACUAAUGCUCUCCGGUAUCGGGCCUAAGCAGCAUCUGCUCGAAAUGGGAGUGCCGAGUGUCGUCGAUUUACCGGUCGGCCAAAAUCUUCAGGACCAUAUAAGUUGGCCUGGCUUAUACUUGGCUUACAAGAACGAGACGGCAACACCCCCGCCGCCGCCCACAUUUAUCCUGGACGAGGCGUAUCAAUAUCUGAUGCAUAAACGAGGUAGUUUGGCAACUUUUCCCUUCGACCUCGUGGGUUUCAUCAAUGUGAACGACUUGAAUUCCAAGUAUCCUGACAUCGAAUUCCUUCAUAUGCACUUUUUCCGGAGGAAUUUGUAUAUGGUACACACGAUAUCGGAACUGUUCUUUAUAGAUGACGAGACAACGCGUGAUGUAAUAAAAGUGCUCAAUGAAGCCGACAUAAUACAAAUUAUGUCGAUACUAUUGAAACCAAAGAGCUCGGGUAAGUUGCAACUGCGUAGCAAGGAUCCCGCGGUUCCCCCAAAAAUCUACGCAAAUUACUUCUCCGAGGAGAAAGAUAUUGAAACAAUGCUGAAAAGCUUGGAAUUCAUCAAAAGUCUGCUGAAAACAGAAGCCUUCGAACGACAAGGAGUAUGGCUGCAUCAUAUCGACAUACCGGGCUGCCGACACACCGAAGCCGAUUCUGACGAAUAUUGGAGAUGCAACUUGCGACAUAUGUCCUUCACGCUUUUUCAUCCCGUUGGUACGACCAAGAUGGGUCUUCGGAACGACCCUACAGCCGUGGUGGACGUUCGAUUAAGAGUUCACGAUGUACAAAAACUCAGAGUCAUCGAUGCGUCCGUUAUGCCAACGAUCAUUAGCGGACACACAAACGCGCCUACGAUAAUGAUAGCGGAGAAAGGCGCGGAUUUAAUCAAGGAGGAUUGGACGAAUGUGAAUAGUAAGGUUGAGCUGUAGGGGGGAUUAUAGCUAUGUUAUUAUCGUAUGUGUUUAUCGUAAAUUUGAAGUCUAACAUUUUUUUACCUUCUCGUGUUAUAAAUGACGAAUUAAUAAGCGUGUCGAGUAACUAAAUCUUAGGGAAUCAAGGGAAUCUGGUAUGUAAUAGAAUUUAAUACAUUAUUUUUUAUCAUGCAUCUGAAUUAAAACUUUUGUUUCAUUAUGCUAAUAGCAUAUAAUACACUGUUUUUUAUCAUGCAUUUGAAUUAAAAUUUCUGUCUCAUUAUGCUAAUGCAUUAUGCAAUAUUUUAACAGAAAUGAUAUAUUCCUUCCCGCACAUGAGUUUGUGAUAAAUAAUAAUAUCAAUAUAUUUACUAAUAUAUAUUAAUUGAUGUUUUACCAACUUUUUAUUCAAGCGCCAUGUAUAAUAAUUAGGCAAAUAUAAAAACAUCUCCAUUUUUUUUGGCUAUCAUUCUUACCGCUAAUAAAUAUCAAAUACAGUUUGUAAACUAUUAUGUAAUGUUCUAUGACA
Molecule: messenger RNA, 2486 nt
Organism: Dinoponera quadriceps
Lineage: Eukaryota; Metazoa; Arthropoda; Insecta; Hymenoptera; Formicidae
Product: glucose dehydrogenase [FAD, quinone]-like
Exons: 2
Coding region: 92-1975 (627 amino acids)
Molecular function (GO): ecdysone oxidase activity; flavin adenine dinucleotide binding
Source: RefSeq, a predicted model, not a curated record